GACCAAGCUACCUGCACCCAGGCCAGUCCUGAAGAUACAAUGAGGGGUGCCUCCCACCUCCGGAUCCUGCUCCUGUUGGUGGUAGGAACCAGGAUGCAGGAGUGUGCAGCUUGUGGGCAGCCCCGCAUGUCCAGCCGGAUCGUUGGGGGCCGGGACGCUCAGGAUGGAGAAUGGCCAUGGCAAACAAGCAUUCAGCACCGCGGAGCCCAUGUGUGCGGAGGGUCACUCGUUGCACCCCAGUGGGUGUUGACAGCAGGUCACUGCUUCUCCAGACGACUAUCACCAUCAGAGUACAGCGUGCUCCUGGGAGCACUGAGUCUGGAUGUAGCAUCACCCCAUGAGCUCUUGGUUCCAGUGCUGCGGGUGCUGCUGCCUCCUGACUACUCUGAGGACGAGGCCCGCGGUGACCUGGCACUGCUGCAGCUGCGUCACCCAGUGUCCCUGAGCACCCGCAUCCAGCCUGUCUGCCUGCCCGCACCAGGGUCCCAUCCACAACCAGGGUCUCCAUGCUGGGUCACUGGCUGGGGUAGCCUUAGCCCGGGAGUACCACUCCCAAAGGGAAGACCCUUGCAAGGAGUGAGGCUGCCACUGCUGGACUCUCGAGCCUGUGACCGCCUCUACCAUGUGGGUGCCAAUGUGCCCCAGGGCGAGCGCAUAGUGCUACCAGGGAACCUUUGUGCUGGCUACCGCAGAGGCCACAAGGAUGCCUGCCAGGGUGACUCUGGAGGACCCCUGACCUGUAUGGAGUCCGGCCACUGGGUCCUGGUGGGUGUGGUGAGCUGGGGCAAAGGCUGUGCCCUACCCAACCGUCCAGGUGUCUAUACCAACGUGGCCAAGUAUAGUCCCUGGAUCCGGGCUCUCUUGAGCCUCUGAUGCUGGCGGGUUUGAUAAGGUGAAUCUGGAGCUUCCUGGCCCAUUCCACACUCCCCUCUUUCUUACAUGAAGCAGAGAUACUAAGAGUCCAUCUGCCUAUCCCCUUCCCUUCUUCAGGCCCAUCUUCUGUCACUCAGGGAUUUUCUGAGUCCCCUGCAGUUACACUCUGCCCUCUCCUUUUGGCUAGAAUUUAACUCAUCUGGCCUGUGUGUCCUUUGUUUCCUGGAGGAAGUCAGACAGAUGUAAAGCAUAAGAGGAACUCCACACCAGGGAGAAUCUUCUUUGCUGACUUUGAAGGUUGAGGGGCCAGGCACUGUGAGGAACCACAAGGCACUGACAACCAGUGUGGGGAGAGAAGUCUGUGGCCACCAGGAACCUCAUUCUGCCAACACCCUGGAGUCUGGAUACAAUUUCCCCCAUCUUCUAGUCCCUUACCUUCACACAGGUGAAGCCCUCAGCAGAGGACACGACUGAGCUGCCCAAGCUUUGGAGCCACAGAUUUUUGGAUUUAAUAAA
Arvicanthis niloticus (Nile rat) is the source of this 1389-nucleotide messenger RNA. The record is from RefSeq and is a predicted model, not a curated record. NCBI's taxonomy places the organism in Eukaryota, Metazoa, Chordata, Mammalia, Rodentia, Muridae.